Messenger RNA from Cheilinus undulatus (humphead wrasse), 2609 nucleotides. Its product is annotated as bifunctional UDP-N-acetylglucosamine 2-epimerase/N-acetylmannosamine kinase-like. The record is from RefSeq and is a predicted model, not a curated record. Gene Ontology annotation, biological process: UDP-N-acetylglucosamine metabolic process. Gene Ontology annotation, molecular function: N-acylmannosamine kinase activity; hydrolase activity, hydrolyzing O-glycosyl compounds; UDP-N-acetylglucosamine 2-epimerase activity. The transcript is spliced from 13 exons. Bases 34 to 2223 code for a protein of 729 amino acids. NCBI's taxonomy places the organism in Eukaryota, Metazoa, Chordata, Actinopteri, Labriformes, Labridae.
UACUGUUGGAGAAUACAGAGAAGCAGAGACAAUAUGGAGAGGAAAAACAUGGAUGAGCAGAAUAAGUGUCAAAGAAAGUUGAGAGUUUGUGUGGCAACAUGCAACAGAGCAGACUACUCCAAGCUGGCCCCCAUAAUGUUUGGAAUUAAAUCGCACCCUGAUGAGUUUGACCUGAAUGUUGUGGUGCUCGGCUCUCAUCUCAUUGAUGAUUACGGAAACACUUUUCGUAUGAUCGAGCAGGAUGACUUUGACAUCAGCUCCAAGCUUCACACCAUUGUAAGAGGAGAAGAUGAGGCAGCCAUGGUGGAGAGUGUUGGUCUGGCUCUCGUAAAGCUUCCUGAUGUCCUACAGAGGUUGCACCCUGACAUCCUGGUUGUCCACGGUGACCGUUUUGAUGCACUGGCUCUAGCCACUGCUGCAGCACUGAUGAACAUCAGAAUAGUUCACCUGGAGGGAGGCGAGGUGAGUGGUACAAUUGACGACUCGAUCCGCCACGCCAUCAGUAAACUGGCCCAUUACCAUGUCUGCUGCACACGCACUGCAGAGCAGCACCUUAUCGCCAUGUGUGAGGACCACUCUCGCAUCCUGUUGGCUGGCUGCCCUUCAUAUGACAAGCUGCUGUCCACUUUUCAUCGUGAUGAAUACAUGGAUGUGAUCAACACCUGGCUGCGUGGCGGUGCGCAGGAUCAUGACUACAUAGUGGCUCUGCAGCACCCAGUUACCACUGACAUCCAGAGAUCCAUCAAGAUCUAUGGUCUGAUGCUGGACGCUGUGAUCUCCUUCAACAAAAAGACCCUCAUCCUUUUCCCCAACAUAGAUGCUGGAAGUAAGGAGAUGGUGCGUGUGAUGCGAAAGAAGGGCAUCGAGCAGCACCCCAAUUUUCGAGCAGUGAAGCACAUUCCCUUUGAACAGUUCAUGCAGCUGGUGUGCCACGCUGGCUGCAUGAUCGGAAACAGCAGCUGUGGGGUACGAGAGGCCGGGGCCUUUGGCACACCUGUCAUCAACCUGGGAUCAAGACAAACUGGCAGAGAAACAGGUGAAAAUGUUCUUCAUGUCAGAGAUGCCGACACUCAGGAUAAAAUCUACCACGCUCUGAAGCUGCAGUUUGGAAAGAGAUACCCUUGCUCUAACGUUUAUGGUGAUGGCAGCGCGGUGCCUCGUAUUCUAAAGUUUUUGCGAACCAUUGACCUGGAUGAGCCCCUCCAGAAGACUUUCUGUUUCCCCCCAGUGAAAGAAUCCAUCUCUCAGGACAUCGAUCACAUCCUGGAAACACAGACGGCUCUGGCUGUUGACCUGGGAGGAACCAACCUCAGAGUGGCUAUCAUCUGCCAGAUGGGAAAGAUCAUAAAGAAGUACACUCAACCCAAUCCAAAGACAUGCAAGGCCAGGAUGGAGCUCUUAAUAAAGCUUUGUCAGGAUGCAUUACAAGAUGCUGCCCACCUCAACUGUCGGUUACUUGGUGUUGGAGUGUCCACAGGUGGGCGUGUGAACCCACAGAAGGGUGUUGUCCUUCACUCCACAAAGCUGAUUGAGGAGUGGUUCUCGGUGGACCUGAGAACACCUAUCUCUGAAGCUCUGUGCCUUCCCGUUUGGGUCGAAAACGACGGCAACUGUGCUGCUCUGGCUGAGAAGAAAUUUGGUCAUGGCAAGGGAGUGGAGAACUUUGUGACUGUCAUCACAGGAACAGGUAUUGGAGGAGGGAUCAUCCAUCAGAGUGAGCUGGUCCAUGGCAGUACCUUCUGUGCUGCAGAGCUGGGUCACAUUGUGGUUUCAAUGGAUGGCCCAGAGUGUUCAUGUGGCAGCAGGGGGUGUGUAGAAGCCUACGCAUCUGGCAUGGCUUUGCAGAGAGAGGCCAAAAAGCUGCACGAUGAGGAGCUGCUGAAGGUUGAGGGACUAGAUAUGCAGCUGGCUGAGCCAAUCACUGCUGCACACCUCUUCGCUGCCGCUAAGCAGGGGAACUCUAGUGCCGUGGCUGUUAUCAACAAAGCCUCUACAGCACUUGGAACAGGUAUGGUGAACCUCCUCCAUUUACUGAACCCCUCUCUGCUGAUUCUUUCCGGGGUGUUGGCCUCUUACUACCAGUCUCCAGUGCAGAAAAUUAUCUCAAAAAAAGCCCUCGCCUCUGCCCAGAACAUCAAAGUUGUUGCAUCACACUUGGAGGAGCCGGCUUUACUUGGAGCAGCAAGCAUGGUGUUAGAUUAUGCAACAAGGAGGAUAUACUGAAGGAUGUGAUGAAGUUCAAGCAGGAGGACUGUUGUAUUUUCAUACAUAUUUAACCAGCCAUAUCUAGACAAAACCUCUAUGAAACAGUCAUCUUCCUUCUGCCAAUUUUUAAACUGGCUCUCCUCUCUGUGGUGGUCAGUUCAGCAUGGAUCUGUGUGACACACCUCCACCAACAUACAAUGCUGCAAAGGCACAAACCCUGCUGCCAGUGGCUCAGGACCACUUCAAGAAAAUCAUCAUCUGUUAACACAGUUUGCAGAAGUUGCUGCAAAAAAUUAGGAUAUUGCAUAAGAUCAUUAAAAAAGGACAUUUCGGUUUAAAAUAUCCUUUUUUAAAUGAUCUUAUGUAGCCUAAUAUUCUAAUUUUUUGAGACACUGAAUUUUGGG